AUACUACUACUUUUGGUUGUAGAUGGUUGUACUCUGCACAGGUCAGUUUCUUCCAGCCUCACUCAUGUCACUGGAUUAUCUGAACUCUYGAGACCAACAUCGAAAACUUGACARCUGUUCUUAUAUCUUUUUUGCAGACAGAACAGCCAGGGAUCAAGAGUACUUAGGAUUGUGAAUAACAUCACCUCGCAGAUUUGUGGCACAGCUUCCAAAGGAAAUGGACAGAAUUGAGUAUUAUUAGGACUUUUGUCAGAAGACCCACCCCUCUGAACAUACUGAAGCAAUUACAAAUGAUAAAGCAGAUGGAAAGAACAAGCCAAGCUGUGGUAAUAAUUUUGUGUGUGUGCAUGAGUGUUAAAGCUUUUGAAAUGGAGAUCACACCUGCCAACAGAAUUGUUGCACAGAUGGGAGAUGCAGUCGUGCUUACAUGCAAUGCUACUGGCUGUGCAUCACCAAGUUUUUCCUGGAGAAUCCAAACGGACAACCCCCUCGGAGGAACAGCGACACACCACGGGACAUACUCUACCUUGACUAUGAGUGCAGUUAACAUUAACAAUGCUCAUGAUUAUUUGUGUACUGUCUGCUGCAAGGAUGAGAAGAAAGAAAAAAGUGUCAAAAUUGAAGUUUACUCUUUCCCCAGUGACCCUGUCAUUGAGAUCAGCGCAUCCUUAGCUGCUGGAGAACAAACCAUUGUCACCUGUAAAAUUCCCCAUGUGUAUCCUUCUGAUCGCCUAGAAGUAUUCCUAAAAAAAGGGGAUCAUGUUCUUCACGAGCAAAAUUUUUAUGAAGAUCAUAGCACAAAUGCGGAGACCAAAACUGUGACAUAUUCAUUUAACCUCACUACUGAAGAUAUUGGGAAAGAGAUUUCUUGCGUGGCUAAAUUACCAAUUGCUGAUAUGAACUUUGAACCCAAAGAAAGAGUAACUUCUCAGAAACUGAAUGCAAACUUUGGUCCUAAAAAUACUGUCAUUAUUGCAUCUCCAAGCAACUCAGCAAUGGAAGGACACUCUAUAAAUCUCACUUGUGUGACUGACAGUAAUCCACCACCACAAAUAGUUUGGAGAAGACAAGUGGCUGACAAAAUUGUCCAGUGUGCAUCAGAAAACAAUGUCCUUACUAUUCCUGAAGCCCAUUUCACUGAUUCAGGAAUUUACAUCUGUGAAGUAACUAAUUUGUUGACUAAUAAAACAGAGAAAGCAACUGUGGAGAUCGUUAUACAAGGUCCUCCAAAUAUUGCAGAGUUCUCCGUAGAGCCUUCUACAACAGUUCAUGAAGGAGAAAAUGUUUCUAUACGAUGUUUUGCUGAGAGUAACCCUCCUGCUAAGAUUGUUUUAAGGAGAAAAUCUGACAGUGAAGACUUGGGACAUAACAGUGAAGGAGGAAUUCUCCUUCUGUCAUCUGUGACAUUCCUUAAUAGAGGAGAGUAUGAAUGCAUAGCGGAAAACAAGUUUGGGGAAAAAAGAAGUGCAGUGGCUCUUAAUGUGGAAUAUGGACCAAAGAACACAGUCAUCUCUGUAAUCCCUGCUGCUGUUGUUAAAGAAGGAGAAACUGUGACAAUGAAAUGUAGUAGUUCUGGUAAUCCAACUCCAGUGAUCUCUUGGAAGAAAAAGACUGCCACUGGGGAGUCUGAGAAAAUUUUUGAAGAUGCGACUUUAACUAUAGAGAAUAUCAAAAGUCAAGAUUUGGGACUUUAUGAAUGUGAAGCACGUAACCAAUUCGGCGGAGAAGAAAGAGCUGUGAAAUUACUUGUUCAAGCUCCACCGAAAAACACAACUCUUAAAAUUUUCCCUUCAAAUGCAGUGAAACAAGGAGAACGUGUUACCAUCUCUUGCACAUCGACAGGUGUUCCAACUGUUCAGAUUACUCUGAGAAAGAAAACAGAUGGUGCAAUCACAACACUUGAAACACAAGAUGGCAAAUAUACUCUGGAAAGUGUUUUGCUAAAGGAUGCAGGAAUAUAUGAAUGCGUAUCCAGUAAUGAACUGGGAGAGGAGUCUCAGCACCUAGUACUUGAUGUCAAAGUUCCUCCUCAAAAUAUUACUGUGUUAGUACAUCCAUCGGAAAACGUUCAAGAAGGAGAAAAUGUCACUAUUACAUGUAGCACAUACAGUAACCCACCACCACAGAUGAUCCUGAAAAAAGUCCAUCCAGACAAAGAAAUUAUUCUGACRUCAGUGAAUGGAACCUUUGUACUCUACAAUGUCACCGAAAGUCACACAGGCACAUAUUUGCUUGAUGUUUUCAAUGAGGUUGGAAACAACAUUAAAAUGAUUGAGAUAGCUGUUGUAGGAAGAGUGGAAAACCCAGAUCAAAUGAUGCUCGUGAUUAUUGCAUUUUCCUGUGUAACAGCAAUAGCAGUACCUGUAGUUGCAAUUUUGAUCUACGUGUCAAGACAAGCAAAGAUAAAUGGAUCCUACAGUCUUGUAAAAGCACUGAGACUGAAAGUGUGAUCACGUGAAUAUAAUAGUCUAAGUGGUUCAUAAUAAGCAAUGCUAUUUAUUAUUGGCUCUGCCAACACAUUCAUUGACUUUGCUCCUCUUCCAUAAUAUGCUGUAACAAGCAAGUGACUUGAAAAUGUUAUUUUGUGAUAGCAAAUGGAAAGUGGUUUGUGUUUUCAUGAGUAUUUCAGUAUUUAAAUUAAAGGAAAAAAUAGGAACAGGGAGUUGAAGCAUGCCCAGCAAUGAGUCCCUGGGAGGACUAGG
Nothoprocta perdicaria is the source of this 2702-nucleotide messenger RNA. RefSeq names its product vascular cell adhesion molecule 1 (gene VCAM1). Gene Ontology annotation, biological process: cell-cell adhesion. Gene Ontology annotation, cellular component: membrane. NCBI's taxonomy places the organism in Eukaryota, Metazoa, Chordata, Aves, Tinamiformes, Tinamidae. Bases 291 to 2450 code for a protein of 719 amino acids. The transcript is spliced from 11 exons. The record is from RefSeq and is a predicted model, not a curated record.